AAUAUCUAGUAUAUACGACUAUCCGCCUUGGCCGUUUUGUCAACCAGACUACCGGGAAAUCGUCCAUACGGCGAAUCGAAUAUGCCCGCAAGCAUCCGCAAUGCGGUCCUAACCGCUCUCUCAGUGAUACCAACGGCCCGAUCCGUUGCGCAUAUUCCUGUGAGAGGCGGUGAUACGACACUUCCUGUGUUACGUUCUCAACAAGAUACUUGCAAUCAACUUAAACAGGCCUUAACCGGCGUAAAUGGCACAUUAUUUCCCUCAGAUGGAGCAACAUAUGAAGAUUUUGAGGAAGAGAACUACUCUGCGGCGUGUAGACUACCGGCUGCUUGUAUUGUAAACCCCAAGAGCGCGCAGGAAGUCUCAACGGUGAUAAAGAUCCUCUCCCAGACGGGUACCAAGUUUGCCGUUAGAAGUGGCGGCCACAAUUAUAUUCCAGGCUUCGCCAGUAUUAACGAAACGGGAGUUUUGGUCUCGCUUUCGAAUUUAAACACCACCGUGUUGUCGACGGACAAGAAGACCGCCAAAAUUGGCCCCGGAAACAGAUGGGAGGAGGUCUAUGGGGCUUUAGUUCCUCAAGGGGUAACUGUCGUCGGUGGUCGUGUCGGUCCUGUCGGAGUUGGCGGAUUGAUGCUAGGAGGUGGACUAAGUUACUUCGCGACCCAACGGGGUCUCGCGUUUGACAACGUCAAGUCGUACGAGGUGGUCCUCGCUAACGGUUCCAUCGUCAAUGCCUCCGCCAACAACCAGUAUUCGGAUUUGUAUAAAGGAUUACGAGGCGGCGGUCCCAAUUUUGGCAUAGUCACCAACUACGAACUCUACACGUUUCCUGUUGGGAACUUCUCCGUCGAUGCACGAGCGUAUAAUACGAACCAGACCGAUGACUUCCUACGCGCUAUAGCCGAGUACCAGCAAGAAGGACAACUAGACCCCUUGUCAAGCGUUAGUAUCCAAGUACUCGAGACUGGCCCAACGAUCAUGCUGCUCUACAACGAACCGGUACAGUCGGCUAAGGCGUUCGAUGCCUUCUACAAUCUUGGGUCGUACACAUCGAUCGCAGCUUUCAAUGGCUCACUCAUCGAUGUGCUGGCUCUAACCGGAUCACGAUUUUCGACUGGAAAUGUUAGCACGUACGGCGAGACAUUUACCCACAAAGUUAAUGCAGACUUAAACGUGGACUUGUACAACAUCUUCGUCGAAGAGACAGCCAACCUCCCCAGCGGUGCUUCAGGGGCUUGGGUGCCGAACCCAAUCGCUGCCAGCGUAGCUACCGUUGGGAAGCAGUACGGGGGAAACUUAAUUGGUUUACAGGAGGUUCCGCAACAAUGGUAUGAAUGGUUCAUCACAUGGACCGAUUUGACACAGGAACAGGCCAUCUGGAAUAUAUCUCAACGAAUAACGCAACGAUGCACCGCUGCUACCGCGGCGAAAAACGCGUCCCUGCCAUACCUUUUCACGAACACGGCGGGCAUGGAACAGAACGUGCUCGGUAGUUUUGGCUCGAAGAAUGUCAACACCAUAAAAGCGAUAGCAGCCAAAUACGACCCGGGACAAAUAUUCCAGAAAUUACAGAACGACGGAUUCCUCAUUAGAAAGUUAUAAGAGAGGGAACCCAUAUUUUGCUCGUUUAUUAUAUUUUAUUUUACACCUUGUGAGGACGGCUGGUAUAUAGACUGGAAGGCUUUGAUAUGGACGAUACCCCCAAAAAGAAUUAGUAUAAUAGAUAAUAAUACAUAACAGUUAUGACUAUUUAGACCUCGUGACUUCGUGAUCGCGGGAUCUGUAAGAUUUGCAGGAAAAUAAUUUGUUCUGGACUUCGAUAAAUUCUCAGACGGAUCGCACCGAAGUACCUAAAAAGGCAAUUGUGCUUCCAUUGGUUAUGACUUCAUAGUUAACCCAGCCUGCCCAGCCAGCUUCAUACUCGAAGGGUACUGCCGAUUUCGAAGAUAUAUACCUAACG
Annulohypoxylon truncatum is the source of this 1960-nucleotide messenger RNA. RefSeq names its product FAD-binding domain-containing protein. Lineage: Eukaryota; Fungi; Ascomycota; Sordariomycetes; Xylariales; Hypoxylaceae. Bases 82 to 1602 code for a protein of 506 amino acids. The transcript has 3 exons. The record is from RefSeq and is a predicted model, not a curated record. Gene Ontology annotation, molecular function: FAD binding.